Molecule: messenger RNA, 1615 nt
Organism: Quercus robur (English oak)
Lineage: Eukaryota; Viridiplantae; Streptophyta; Magnoliopsida; Fagales; Fagaceae
Exons: 5
Coding region: 317-865 (182 amino acids)
Source: RefSeq, a predicted model, not a curated record
AAUCAAAUAUUUGAAAAUAUUUUCCAUUUCCAAAAAUAUUUUCACCUGAAAAGAAAAUAUUUUACAUGUAGCAUAACACAGCUCUAGUGCUAAAGCAAAAUAACCGGCGGUUACAGCUCACAGGCUUCCCACUCUGCCACAUGUCGCAGUGUCUUUGAAACCUUACCUCCAAAACGACACGAAACACUCUCAUCAACGAACACCUGUUCUUAACGUUCCCAACCGCCACAAUUCUCUCUCUCUCUCUCUCUCUCUUUCACCAACAUGAAGUGUGUUUCCGAAAUUCAUUUUCCACUAUCUGUAACCAAAGCUGAAAAUGGAGAAGAAAUCAUUGCUGGGAGUACACAAGAGAAAGCCCAUUAAGCGCGUCAAGAAAAACUUGCUCAAGAAAGUGGCAGACUAUCUCAUUUCCGAUUCUUACCUCUUUGCUCCUCUCAUCUCUCCCCAACCCAACACUUUUCCUUCUUCAAGAGUGGAAUUUAGAGAACCCAUCAAGAAAAUCAACAACAAGAAUGUGUUCAAGAAGAUUGGGGAGUUUCUGAUUUCUGAUUAUUACAUGUAUGCUUCCUUGGUUGCUCCUCAAUCAAUUGUUACUCUUACAGAACCUUCAUGGCACAUCAAGAGGGUCACUACAGCAGUUUCAACGAGGAAAAUCACCAUGAUAGACAAGGAACCAACAGAUCGGUCCUCAAAUAAAGUAGCUAAGGAUCAAAGUUCCAAGAACUUGCUUCAUGAAACAAGCAUUUCCGAAAAAACUCUUGGGCACAGAAAAAUGGUGAAGCACAUGGUUUACCAAAACUGUCGCUCUACAUCCAUUUCAGGAAAGGAAACGCUCAAAUUUGCAGCUAAGGAAGCUCAUUGUUGACCGAAAAACUGGAUGUAUUUAAUGCUUCAAGGAAUAAGGUUUCAAAAUCAAGUGUUAAAGCUAUGCAAGUCUGUCCAAGAAACAAGUGAAGAAGUGCUGGAUUUUAAAGCUUGACAACUUGACAACUAACUCAUCAACUAGUAUCUAUCAAGGUUUAAAAGGCUGCUGAAACUCAAUGCUCGACAGCUUCUUGACGGAUAAGCUAUCUAUCGAGGUUUAUAAAUCAGUUUUUCAGAGCUGAUUUCACUCCAAUCCAUGAAUAGCAAAUGCAACUCAAUGCAAAAGUUUUUCACAAACAUAUUGUGAACCGGAGACAUAUGUCCUAGUUCAUCUUUCUAUUCAAGAAGUUGUUGUAUUUGUACACCGUAGGGUUUUGUAACCAAGGAGUUUCAUGAUCUUCAUCGUGUUGAUAAACUGAAGGACUUUGUAGCCAACAUCUUUCUCAAGUUGGUAAGUAUAAGUCGCGUACUGGGAUUCGCGCAUCAAAUUGGUUAAUCACGUACUGGGAGCCAUGCAUUAAAAAAAGAGAUUGUCACUACAGAAUAAGUCCAAUUAGAUAUUGGGGUAAGGGUUCAACUGUAUGUUAAUAUAAGGUACUGGAAUUCCUUUACUUGUAACUGCUUGUUGUGAUAAUAGUGAAUUCUCGGGAAUUGUGACUUUAAAAUCACUCGAUGGGGGUUUUUGCUGUGUAGAUUUUCUCCAUUUGUAAACAAAUUACCGUGUCAAUUUAAUUUCCUCUGCAUUUAGUUA